Molecule: messenger RNA, 1071 nt
Organism: Trichosporon asahii var. asahii CBS 2479
Lineage: Eukaryota; Fungi; Basidiomycota; Tremellomycetes; Trichosporonales; Trichosporonaceae
Exons: 4
Coding region: 1-1071 (356 amino acids)
Cellular component (GO): P-body
Molecular function (GO): hydrolase activity
Source: RefSeq, a predicted model, not a curated record
AUGAGAACUGACUUCCAGACGCCCGCGACCUGCACCAACAUUGCGUUGCACAACCUCUACCCGGGGGAGAUUGAUCUGGUGAUUUCUGGACCGAACCACGGACGAAACUCGUCUGCGGCCUUUGCCAUGUCGUCGGGCACGAUCGGCGCUGCGCUCGCCGGAGCACUGAGUGUGCCGAUCGAGGGACCUCCGUCGCAAGCUUCGCUGCACGUGCACAACAUGCCGAGCAUUGCCGUGUCGUACGGCGUCGUGACGCGCCCAGUGCCAGAGGGGUGCAUGGAGAUGGCGGCCGACAUUGCCGUCGAGGUGUGCCGGCGGCUCUUCGAGGACUGGGGCUGGGAGGACGCCGAGCACAAGCGGCCCGUGCAGCUGUACAGCGUCAACAUUCCCCUUGUUCCCGAGCACCUGGCGCCGGAGAACCGGCGCGUGUGCUUCACGACGCUCUACCGCAACACGUACGGCAAGCUGUUUGAGGAGACGGACAAGAUCACCAACGACGUGUACAACCCGACGCAGCACCGCGGCCCGCAGCCGGAGCGGCACGACGGCCAGCUCCGCUUCGAGUUCAAGCCGAGCUUCCAGAAGAUCCUGAAUCCGGACCCGAAAGACGUCCCCAAGGGCACUGACGCGUGGGCGUUCCAGAACGGAUAUACGAGUGUGACCCCCCUGCGCGCGGCUUACGGCGAGGUCGGCGCUGAGGGAUCAGGCUUCGGAGACAAGAGUGACAUCGGCCUCUUCUGGGACCUUCUAUGUCUAGUUGACCGGGUACAGGACGUAACGCUGGAACAUGAAGAUGAGGUCGAACCCGAGCGUGAGCAGGGACAGGCCGAGCUUAGCGGGGUUGGCCCAAAUACCAGCGGGCUGGCCAUCGAUGAACACGGCCUGGAUGACGAGCUGGAGGAGCGAGAACAUGCCUCCGGUAAAGUCGCAGAAGAUGGCGCCGAUGCUGAACCCGCUCGUGUCCUUGAUGAAGAAGUGCAGCGCCAUCUGCGGCAGGAAGUCGAGCAGUUGGAUGCGGCCGAGAUGCAGCGCGGACAGCUCCCAGAGCGCACUAACUGCAAUGAGGGCUAG